Molecule: messenger RNA, 1755 nt
Organism: Dufourea novaeangliae
Lineage: Eukaryota; Metazoa; Arthropoda; Insecta; Hymenoptera; Halictidae
Product: protein croquemort-like
Exons: 9
Coding region: 283-1755 (490 amino acids)
Cellular component (GO): cytoplasm; membrane
Molecular function (GO): scavenger receptor activity
Source: RefSeq, a predicted model, not a curated record
UAACGACGCCGUUGCCUCUGCUGCUCAUUGAUCCCUCCUCUUCGUGCAAUUUCUCCGCCAGCCUUGCUUUAGCAGGUCGCGGAGGUUCGCCCAGGCCAGUACGUCGUGUAAUCUUUCGCGUACAUGUUAACAUUGGAUGCGGACUACCUCGACCCACUGUAUUUUAUAACUCUGUCGAUCUACGGUCAGCGGUAAGCGUACGACGCCGGCGAAGAACCGUAAACGGGAGCCCCUCAGAUGAGAAUCAUCUAACCAGCAAUCAGGUCAUAGUUAUCAAAUAAGAUGAUACAAGCUUCCAAGUCAACUAUUAUUAUACUCAUAAUAGGCCUACUGAUUGCUAUAUUUGGAUUAACAGUAGGAAUACUUUGGUCCUUGAUUUAUUCAACAAUUAUACAAUCACAAUUGGCUUUAACACCAACAUCUUCAAAUUAUGAACUAUGGAAAGAAACACCGAUUCCUAUGUAUUUAAAAUUUUAUAUGUUUAAUCUAACUAAUCCUGAAGCAUUUACUUCACCAGAUGGAACCAAACCACACUUUGAGGAAAUGGGUCCUUAUGUAUUUAGGGAAAUUGAUUAUAAAGUACAACAAGACUGGAAUGAAAAUAAUACAAUAACAUAUCAAAGAAAAAGGGUAUGGCACUUUGAUGAGUCUUUGUCGGCAGGUAGUUUGUCUGAUAAUGUCACUAAUAUAAACCCUGUGACAGCUAGUAUUGCAUACAUGCUACGAUUUAAAGAUAACUUUCUGCGAGAUAUAGCUGACAGAAUUAUGCGUAUAAUAGGACAAAAGUUAGUGAUCACCAAGAGUGUUAACGAAUUUCUCUUUGAAGGCUAUAACGACACUAUGUUAAAAGUUGCUCAAAAAUUGAACCUUACAAGGAUGCCAAUGACUAAAUUUGCUUGGUUCUUUGGGAGAAAUGAUUCAGCAUCCUAUGAUGGAACAUUCAAUAUGCACACGGGUGUAACCGAUAUGCGUGAAUUAGGAAUAGUCAAGGAAUGGAAUUAUAAUAACCAUGUGAGUUACUAUCCUGGAGAAUGUGGAACAGUAAGAGGAACUAAUGGAGAUUUGUGGCCUCCAUUACCAGACAACGAAACUGUUUCUUUUUUUGUAUCUGAUAUUUGCACAAGCUUGACUGCAAAAUAUUCAAAUACGACAGAACACGAAGGAUUAUCGGGUGUUACAUUCACUAUCAACGAGGCCACUUUAGAUAAUGGCACGAAAGUACCAUCGCGAAAGUGUUACUAUGAGGAAGAAUCCAUACCCUCUGGAGCCCUAAAUAUUUCGUCGUGCAAGUGGGGUGCGCCAGCUUUCAUUAGUUUUCCGCACUUCUAUUUAGGAGAUCCAAGUUAUAGCGCAAAUAUCAUAGGAAUGAAACCUCAGAAAAAUAAGCACGAACUCUCAAUAUCCUUAGAACCUAAAACCGGUGUUCCAUUGAAAGUCAAUGCGAAAUUGCAAUUGAAUCUGCUGAUUGACAGGGAUGAAAAGAUAAAGAUGUUCAAGAACCUCACUAAGACGUUUGUACCAAUGCUGUGGUUCACGCAGGAAGCUACCCUAACUUCCGAUUAUGCUGGUACAGUCAAGUUUAUCAUAAUUUUAGAGUCGUUAGGUAGCGUGACUUUCUUCGGUAUCGGUGCUAUUGGUAUUAUAGUUAUGUUUGUCGGUAUUUUUGUGCUCGUUCGAAACAACUUUAGAGGCGAAGAGAAUCAAGUUUUAUUAACACGCUCUAUGAACGGCGAUAGUGGUAUUAUCGAUGGAUAA